Messenger RNA from Leucoraja erinaceus (little skate), 887 nucleotides. It is a transcript of the gene hdhd2, whose product is annotated as haloacid dehalogenase-like hydrolase domain containing 2. Gene Ontology annotation, molecular function: phosphatase activity. Bases 57 to 836 code for a protein of 259 amino acids. NCBI's taxonomy places the organism in Eukaryota, Metazoa, Chordata, Chondrichthyes, Rajiformes, Rajidae. The record is from RefSeq and is a predicted model, not a curated record. Gene Ontology annotation, biological process: dephosphorylation. The transcript is spliced from 6 exons.
AUUAAUUUUAUUUUUGUUUGGGCUUGUGCUAAUAGAUUACUUCCUAUCAGUGGAGAAUGUCAACUCGACGAAUAUUAAAGGCCGUACUAAUAGACCUCAGUGGAACGCUGCACAUUGAAGAUACAGCUGUGUCUGGUGCCCAGGAGGCACUGCAAAAGUUACGCAGUUCUCCUGUAGCUGUGAAGUUUGUGACCAACACCACCAAGGAAUGUAAACGAACUCUGUUUGAACGGCUGCAGAAACUCAGCUUUGAUAUCCACGAGGAUGAGAUUUUCACAUCUUUAACUGCGGCCAGGAACUUUGUUGAGCAGAAACAGGUCAGACCUUUACUAUUGGUAGACAACAGUGCACUUGAAGAUUUUGAAGGAGUGGACACAACUGAUCCCAAUGCUGUGGUUGUUGGAUUAGCUCCUGAACACUUUAACUAUGACACAUUGAACAAGGCAUUCAGAUUAAUUUUGGAUGGUGCCCCUCUAAUUGCCAUACACAAAGCAAGAUACUACAAGAAGGUAGAUGGAUUAUCACUUGGACCAGGACCUUUUAUCACUGGGCUGGAAUAUGCAACAGAUGUCAAGGCCGCAGUAGUAGGAAAACCAGAGAAACCAUUCUUUCUUGAAGCUCUUCGAAGUAUUGGAUGUCAACCAGAAGAGGCAGUUAUGAUUGGUGAUGAUGUGAGGGAUGAUGUCGGUGGAGCACAAAGUGCUGGAAUGUUGGGCAUUUUGGUAAAAACGGGCAAAUAUCGGCUUGGAGAUGAAGGCAAAACAAACCCUGCUCCGUACCUGACGUGUGAUGCUUUCCCACAAGCUGUUGACCACAUACUAUACAAUAUGCUGUAAUAAUCCAUUAAAUAAAAAGAUCAAAAGACAAAAGAGUUGGCUGUAUCUGUU